This is a messenger RNA of Wallemia mellicola CBS 633.66, 1716 nucleotides long. Its product is annotated as tannase and feruloyl esterase. NCBI's taxonomy places the organism in Eukaryota, Fungi, Basidiomycota, Wallemiomycetes, Wallemiales, Wallemiaceae. The transcript has 6 exons. The coding region runs from base 6 to 1631 and encodes 541 amino acids. The record is from RefSeq and is a predicted model, not a curated record.
CCACCAUGCAACUCAAGAAAACGGGUAUCGCGAUAGCUGGAUUAACAUCUAUGGCUAUUGCUGCAAGCGAUAAAUGCAAUGUCGUCACUAUACAGACAUACCUGCCCUACGGUAACGUUUUAACAGCAGACUAUGUCAAAAAUAACGGAACAUAUGGUCAGCCAUCUCAAUAUGGUGAUGACAUAGCUUUUCCGAACAAUGCAACUGGCUUACCUGACCUCUGUGCUGUUUAUGUGAAUGCAUCAAGUUCCGAUACGUCUUCAUUUAGGUUCGGGCUAUUUAUGCCUGAUGAUUGGCAAGAGAAUCGAUUCUUAGCAACCGGCUUGGGUGGUGCCGCAGGUGGUGUCGAUUGGGAGACAAUGGGAUAUGGUGUCAAAAACUAUGGCUGUGCAACUAUCUCGUCAGAUACCGGACACAAUUCCACAAUGUCUGAUGCCUCCUGGGCCUUCAACGAUGAGGAAGCAAGACAAGACUGGGGUCAUCGCGCUUUGCACCUUUCAACAGAGCUUGCUAAGAACAUAGUAAAUCAUUAUUACGAUCAAACCAUCUCACAUUCAUAUUACGCUGGAUGUUCAACUGGUGGACGUCAAGGUCUCAGAGCCCUUGAAAUGUAUCCAGAAGAUUACGACGGUGUACUCGCAGGUGCACCAGCAUGGUACACACAAAGGUUGCAGACUUCAGAAGUUCUUCUUGGAAUUUAUAACCUUCCUGAAAAUGCCACUCAUCAUAUUCCUUCAGACCAGUUUGAAUGGAUAUUUGAGCAAGUAUUAUCUCAAUGUGAUAUCGCGGAUGGUAUUUUGGAUGGCAUUGUUUCCUCUCCAGAAACUUGCGACUUUAUGCCUGAGAAGCUACUUUGUGGUCCUUCUUCAAACACCUCGGAAUGUCUCAACCCAGAACAAAUUGAGACACUCAAUAAGAUUCACUCAGAUUGGAAAUCAGGCAUGAAUGAUUUCAUUUUCCCUGGUUUCAACCUUGGUUCAGAGUCAACAUGGAUGCUAACUCAAGAAGCUGACGACGGGUCUUACGAGCCUGCUGGCUUCUCAGUCAACUAUGUCCAAGACUUUGUCCGUAACGACAAAAGUUGGGAUUGGACUACGUUUUCACUCGAUGAUACAUACCUAGCUGAGAAGCUUCGUCCUGGUAAUGCCACAGCCGAUGAAUUUGAUUUGCGACCAUUCAAGCAAAACGGAGGAAAGCUCAUUCAUUAUCAUGGAAAAGCGGAUGGAUCCAUACCAACAGGAUCUUCCAGUUACUUCUAUAAGCAAGUCCAACGCAACCUUGUUCCAAAGGGUGUUACUAUUGACGACUUCUACCGCUACUUCGAGAUCCCAGGUAUGAACCACUGUAUGGGUACGCCAAUGAACGCACCUUGGUUCAUAAAUGGUGUCAACCAAGCUCAGCAGUUAUCUUCAAUGCCUAAAUUCGAUGCCGAAAGUGAUGCCUUCACUGCUGUCAUUGAAUGGGUUGAGAACAAUAGAACGGUUGAUUAUAUACUCGCAACGAAGUAUGUAAGUGAUGACCCGGCGCAAGGAGUUGAAAUCCAACGACCAUUGUGCCCUUACCCAGUCAAGGUAAAGUAUAGCGGCAGUGGUGAUGUCAAUUCAGCUGAUAGUUGGACAUGCGACAAUUAAUAAAGCUGAAGAAAGAAAGAAAUAGGACAACCAUUGAUUGUAAAAAGUAUUUUCUUAUUUCAAACAUACAGUAUUUAAGAAUGCC